Messenger RNA from Acanthosepion pharaonis, 1665 nucleotides. The record is from the annotation of a GenBank genome assembly. Lineage: Eukaryota; Metazoa; Mollusca; Cephalopoda; Sepiida; Sepiidae.
AUGGUUAUCUUUCUCUUUCCCAAACUGAGACGAAAUUCUCUCUCUCUCUCUCUCUCUCUCUGUCUCCCUGUCUGUCUGUCUGUCUCUCUCUCUCUCUCUCUCUCUGACUCCAUCUAUUUUCUAUCUAUCUAUCACAGUCUGUUCAUAACUAUCUAUCAUACUCUGUUCAUAUCUAUUUUAUUAUAUUUUAUUUUAUCUAUUCUGUUUAUAUCUAUCUAUCUAUCUAGCUAUCUGUUCAUUAUCUAUCUAUCUAUCUAUCUAUCUAUCUAUCUAUCUAUCUAUCUAUCUAUCUCUGUGGAUUCAUAUCCAUCUCGCUCUACACAGAAUUAUCUAUCUAUCUAUCUAUCUAUCUAUCUAUCUAUCUAUCUAUCUAUUUUAGUUUAUUCAUAUCUAUCUCUCUAUCUAUUUCAGUCUAUUCAUAUCUAUCUAUCUAUUUCAGUCUAUUCAUAUCUAUCUCGCUAUCUAUUUCAGUCUAUUUAUCUCUCUCUCUCUUUCUCUCUCUAUCUAUCUAUCUAUUUUAGUCUAUUCAUAUCUAUCUCUCUAUCUAUUUCAGUCUAUUCAUACCUAUCUCGCUAUCUAUUUCAGUCUAUUUAUCUCUCUCUUUCUCUCUCUCUCUAUCUAUCUAUCUAUCUAUCUAUCUAUCUAUCUAUCUAUCUAUUUCAUUUAUUCAUAUCUAUCUAUCUAUCUAUCUAUCUAUCUAUCUAUCUAUCUAUCUAUCUAUCUAUCUAUCUAGCUGAGUCUUUUCAUAUCUAUGUAUCUAUCUCAAUCUGUUCACAUCUAUGUAAUUUUCUUUCUUUCUUUCUUACUUUUAAGUUCUUUGUUUUAUUUAUUUUCUUCCUUUUUUACAUAUGUUCACCUUCUCUCAUAAUUUUCUUUCUUUCGUUUUUUCUUUGUCUUUUUUCCUUCGCUUUUUAUUUUGAUCAUUCUUUCGUCUUCUUUCUUUCUUCCCAUAUUUGCUGCUUUCUUUCUUUCUUGCUUAAUUUUAUUCUUUCAUGCUUUAUAGUUACUUGUUUGAUCUGUUAUUCUUUCGUUCACUUUCUUUUUUAUUUCUUUGAUCUGAAGUCUUUCAUAUUUUUUCUUUCUUUUCUUUCUGACGUUCUUUCUUUUAAGCAUUAUUUUGUUUUGUUUUUCUUUCUGUCGUUAUUUCUUUCUUUCCCUCUUUCAUUCGUUCUUCACAUUUUUUUUUUAUUUUUUGAUCUAAUAAUUUUUUCUCUAAUAUUUAUAUUUUUUCUUUCUUUUGUUUAUUUCUUUCUUUUAAUCAUUAUUUUGCCUUUUUUCUUUUUUUUCUGGGUCUUAUUUAAUCUUUCUUUUUUCUUUAAUUCUUUAUACGUAACUUCACGUUCUUUCUUUCUUCCUUUUUCUCAUUCUUUCUUUAUUCUACACCCCCCUCCUUUUAUUGUUUUUGUAUUUAUUUCUAUGCAUUUCUUUGAUGAUAAAUUUUUCAUCAUGAUCUCUCUUUUCCCACCCUCUCUUUUUUCUUGGCUUUUCUUGUUCUUAUUUACUCUUCCUUCCAGUUUUUUUUCUUUUUCUCUCUUUCCGACCCAGACCAUUUUCUCUGCUGACGCCAUAUUAGAUCAUGCCAGCUACUGUUCAUCCGACUCUCGUAGUUGGCCGCAAAAUAAAGCGGGUUCAAUUGUUGAUUGUAACUGCCAGUCCUCAGAAUAA